AUGCAUCUCACCAAAGCUCUUCCCCUCGUCGGUGCCAUCGCCUUCGCCCUGGCCCAGGACACCACAGAACCCAUCACCAUAACCGACACUCCAACACCCAUCAGGACUCCCCUCCCCAGCAGCGUAGCCGACUCCACCACGGCCAUCAUCACCAGCACCUGGGUUCCCCCCGACUUGUCUGACGCCCCCUGGGGCGACGCCUGCAUCGACGAAGUCAAAUCUAUCCUCAACGCCCAACCCACCCCUCCCUACGGCCAGCCCCUGAGGGACUACUUUGAAUCCUCCUUCUCCGUCUGGGUCACCGCCAACCUAGCCACAUCCUCCCCCGCCGCGGGGCACACCCCCGUCAACUCGGCCGACAUCGUCACCCUCUGCUCGCAAUGGCAGACAUCCCGCUGGGUCGGACAGACAGUCCCUGCCUCUGUGACCGCUGAUCACGAAGCGUACAAGCUGAACUGGUCCUCGUGGGCUCGAAAUGCGGGCAGUGCGCUGGAGUCGGCGGUGGAGGAGUGCAAGACUGUCGUUUACAACGGGGCGAUGGGGCAGGCGGUUUUGGCUGUGGCUACCAAUCAGCGACAGUGCAGUGAGGGGUUCUCGUUGAUGCAUAGUUUGAAGACUGCGCCUUCGGGGGCGGAGGUUACUAGUCUGGGACUUGGGGCUGUUCAGACAGGUGGUGGUGAUGGUGGUGAUGAUGGUGUUACUAGCACGACGGUUUCUACUGCUGGUGCUGCCAGGGAGACUGGGUAUGUCGUUGCUGUUGUGGUUGCUGCUGCUGGGGUUGCUGCUGCUCUCUAA
Molecule: messenger RNA, 795 nt
Organism: Podospora pseudopauciseta
Lineage: Eukaryota; Fungi; Ascomycota; Sordariomycetes; Sordariales; Podosporaceae
Exons: 1
Coding region: 1-795 (264 amino acids)
Source: RefSeq, a predicted model, not a curated record